ACUGCAACGAGUUUACGAACCGACCAUUGGAUUCUUAAAGGGCUAGACACACGAUUUUCUGAAAGCAUAAUUGUAAAAAUUUCCAUAAUAGUAUUUUUAUUAGGAAAUUGUAACGUCUUGUGCUUGUCUUAUGUGUUAAGGGACUACAGCUGUCUAUUUCAGGCUGUAGUGCCAUUUCACCCUUUAAGGAAAAAAGAAAUACAGGAACUGACGUACAAUUUUCUGGUGUUUCAACAAAGAUGUUAUAAAAUGUAAGAGCUCCUGUCUAACUGAAGUUGAGUGAAGAAUCCACAGAUUAUAGACUGGACACCAAAAUGCCCUGUACUUCUAAAAAAACUAUAACAAAUUAUAGUAAAUUACGAAAUACAUCAAGUACUCAGUUGUUAUGUUGAGAACUGAGGAAAUGGGUAAAAUUCAGUUUUGGGAUCCAUCCAUCUGUCCAUUCUCUAAACCGCUUGUCAUGUUCAGGGUUCAAACAGGACCUUGCUCUUUGGAGGAGGCAACAAUGCCAACCCUCAAGCCACAGUGCCGAGAGAAAAUCCAAUAUAUUAAUGAGAUGUCUUGAUAGCUAAUUUUAGUGAAGUAGAUAAUAAGCAUUAAUGGCACACUUAUUCUUUGGCGGCUUAAGACUGUUGCUAUUUAUUCUAAUUUUUUUGUCUACCUUUUAUAAAGUGUUACAGUGUAGAAUGGAAACCUAUUAUACAUUGGUUUAUCACCUUCAUAAACUUGAUUUUAUUUCUGUUAUCUUUGAUAAUACUUACACUGAUAUAUGUUUUUUGAUUGCUGUACGACCAUAUGUCUAGCUUCCAACAGUGUUACAGUAAUGAGCUGUACUGUAGUGUACUGUAAUUGUGAUUGGUGACAAAUCCAAAUGUAUAAAACUGAUUUGCAAUCACUGAAGAUGAGCAACAAAAAAACUCAACUCAAAUAUAGAAAUAUUAAACAUUUAUUUUGGCUCAUUUUCAAAUGUUGUGCAGCCUACUGAAAUCUUCACUGUACAUGCAUAAUGAUACAUUGGUGCCUCUGGAGUCAUUCCAUCAAUCCAAUCAAUCACUUUUAGAAACGCAGAAAUAUUACUUUAUCCAUUCAGAAUUGGCUACUGCUUGUCACAUUUAGACACAAAUAGCUUAAAUGCAUAAUCAUCCACCUAUGCCAUAAAAUAAUAAUAACACUGGUGGUAAAACGUUUUGAUUUGUUCACAUUUGCAAUAUUGUAAAACUUCAAAUUGUGACUGUACACAGCUCUCACGCAUUGACACCACGAAGGAGUGAGCCAUCUCGUUCAUCUAAAAUAUCUUUUCUGCGAGCAGGCUUGUAGUACAGUUUGUUCUCACUGCUGAGCUUUCUCCUGCUCUUGCUGCUGCUGCUGCAGUGCCAGUUGUUUACUUGUCGUUUCAGUUUAGGUUGCUCCAACAGCCAUUGUUACAGAUGCUGUGGGUUUGAGAAAGGCUGUGGGUAGCUGCCGGGCAGUUAAUACACACUGACAUACGAUGCAAACAGCUCCCAGUAAUGUUACACUGUGGCCAAAGGCAUGUCACAUUUGACCUGCCUGCUGCUGUGCGGCUAGCCUGUCAGCUAAAGUUAGCUAAUGUUACCGACUGUUAGCUCAACUGCAGCAAGCUAGCAGAGAGACGCCCAGAAUGAUAAAGUAAAGCUAGCAGUGGAAGAAAAUUUCACGAAAAGACAAACCCCAAAAUACCUAAGUGCGGAUAACAACAGGGUUUAACUGCCGCAGUAUUUGGAAAACUUUUCGACUCCCAUUCGGACUUUGUCCACUGUUUCCACUCGUCGUUUGGAGAGGGUUACCGGUAGUGACAGUUAUUGGUACUGCAGCAGCCACUCACUCAAUAGUCAGCAAUGUUGUUACUGUCCGGUACAGCACGUCUACUCGGAAGAGGGAAAACUUUGCUCCGUGAUCCGUUUAAGAGGAUUUGCGUAAGCAUGUCCUCCUCUGCCUCGGGUAAGAGACUGCGGGUUCUGGUUGACAUGGACGGGGUCCUGGCGGACUUCGAGGGGGGGUUCGUCAAGAAGUACCGGGCCAGGUACCCGGACGAGCCCUACAUCACCCUGGAUGACAGAAGAGGGUUUUGGGUGUCAACGCAGUAUGGGCAGCUGAGGAGUGACCUAUGUGAAAAAGCCAUCAGUAUCUGGGAGUCCAAGGACUUCUUCAUAGAACUGGAUCCGUUGCCAGGUGGAGUGGAGGCAGUCAAGGAGAUGGCCAAGAUGGAUAACACAGAUGUCUUUAUUUGCACCAGCCCUAUAAAACAUUACAAACACUGCCCAUAUGAGAAGUAUGCCUGGGUAGAGAAUCAUUUGGGCCAUGGCUUUCUGGAGCAGGUCAUCCUGACCAGAGACAAGACAUUAAUCACUGGAGACAUCCUCAUAGACGACAAGCCUGACAUUCUAGGUGUGGAGCCUAAACCAACGUGGGAGCACAUCCUGUUCACCACCUGCCACAACAAACAUCUUUCCAUCAGCCCCUCCCAGAGACGACUCCUGUCUUGGUCGGACGACUGGAGGGCCAUCCUGGACAGCAAAAGGCAGUGAGGGACUCCUUGACCCACAAGCCCAAUAUCAUCAGCACACCGAUGGGUGCCAAGGCUCAGAGGGAUCACUGUCUUGCAGAGGCAAUGCCAGUAUUCAUUUCUGAAAAGAGGGGAAGGUAAAAUACUAAGAGGGGAAUGAUCAGCCAAAUUAGCGAUAAUAUAGAGGUUGGAUGUUUUACACAAAGCAAACACUUGUUGCACUCUGUUGGAAGAGGACAUUCACUUGUUUGACCACAAGGGGGCACACUGAGACUGAGUGUGAAGUGGGGUUGACAACCCCAUGUCCGCCAGUUUCACUGAAACAACUGUGACAACAAAAAAGUUGAACACGAAGACAAAAUGAUUUCGAAAUGGAUACAUGGUAAGUCUAAAAGAGCAGACUGAACGUGCCGUGUCUGCUUACUGUAUGUUUUUUGGGUUCUUACUGUGGACAUUUCUCUUCAAAAUCAAACACAUUUUAUUUUUGAGCCACUGGAGCGGGUUAUCUGUGGUGUUCUUCUCAUCAGUAGUCGACAGUGUUGUGUCUUAUUAAACGAGUCAGUGCACCAUGAUUCACACACAACAACAGGGCACUCCACUACACACUGAAAUGUACAACAAAGAAAUAGUCUCCACGAGUUGUAGGCACUGGCCAGUAUGUGCAAUACAUAAACAUAGGAAAGUGACCUGGACUUACAAAAACACUAAUUGUUAUGUCAGGUCUUUAUUUUACAUGUACCUUUUGGCAGAAUACUGCAGUGUGUCUUGGGUGAAUGCAAGUAAACAUGUACAGAUAUAUCUCCUUUAGGUUUUAAAGAGCAGAUAGGGUUAUAGUGUUGCUUUUUUUAAAUGUAUUUCCUCUGUUUCACAAUGAUUUAUGCAUCUUAACUAAUACACCGAUGAGAAAAUAGAAUUGUACACAUAUACUGUAUAUGCAUGUGCCAAAACCAAUAUAUUAGAAUAACAGCAGUGUGUGCUGAAUAUGUUUAAAAUAGGAAGGAAAGGAUGUUAAGAUGUUUAUUAGAAAACGUGAAAAUGAACAUAAGGCUAAUUUCUGCAUGUAAUAAUGAACUAAAACCCCCAAAAAGAGAUAUGAUUUAUAUUGUUAGAUACCCCUUGUUUUUACAUACUUUCACACAGCCGGUCAAACAAUUUUGAACACACCAUAUUGUAUUAAUUUCAGGUUACAUAUCUUAUAAUUUGCCUAUUGUAAAUACUCUAAAAUGAGAAUGUGGCAUUAUACAUAGCACUAGCAUCUAUUUUAAGGCAUAUAUAAGUAGUGGUUAUGAUCUACGCCACAUAAGCCACAAAACUGCAUGUCUGUUUCAGCCAAGAACAGCAAACUUUUAAGAAAACAACUUUUUCUCGGUCAGGAUUUGCAUUGUUCUGCUCUGUGGUUAAUUAAGACACACUGUGAGUAUGUGUACAUAGGCACUGAAUUUGAAUCCGUUUUGGCUAUUUCUGGCAGGCCAGUUGCUGCUAAUGUGCUUUUUGGAAAACGAUGGAUGCUGAACAUGUGUUAUGGAAGAUGUGCUGAGUGCUGUGCUAUUGUGCAUAGUCUAGUUUACACAUUCAAACAUGCUUAUUUCUGUCCAUGGGAGGUUUUAAUGCUGUGUUUUACUCCACCUCGCUCAAAAUACACACAAAGAAAAGAGCGAGGCAUUUUUAAUGGUGCUGUUUUUGGUGCAAUUAAAGGUGCAUUUCAUUUUC
Siniperca chuatsi (mandarin fish) is the source of this 4234-nucleotide messenger RNA. Its product is annotated as 5'(3')-deoxyribonucleotidase, mitochondrial-like. The transcript has 5 exons. The record is from RefSeq and is a predicted model, not a curated record. The coding region runs from base 1857 to 2546 and encodes 229 amino acids. Gene Ontology annotation, biological process: pyrimidine deoxyribonucleotide catabolic process. NCBI's taxonomy places the organism in Eukaryota, Metazoa, Chordata, Actinopteri, Centrarchiformes, Sinipercidae. Gene Ontology annotation, molecular function: 5'-nucleotidase activity.